Galeopterus variegatus (Sunda flying lemur) is the source of this 1846-nucleotide messenger RNA. RefSeq names its product dynein, axonemal, assembly factor 3 (gene DNAAF3). Gene Ontology annotation, biological process: axonemal dynein complex assembly; motile cilium assembly. The record is from RefSeq and is a predicted model, not a curated record. Bases 84 to 1712 code for a protein of 542 amino acids. The transcript is spliced from 12 exons. Lineage: Eukaryota; Metazoa; Chordata; Mammalia; Dermoptera; Cynocephalidae.
GUUGUGGACGAGUGCUGGUUCGCAGCCCAAAACGGAGCAGGGAGGAAGGGGGCGCCCCGAGAUAUUUGGAAGGAUAAAGGGCGAUGACCACACCGGCGGGCUCCGGCACGGGUUUUGGCACCGUGUCCUGGUGGGGUCUGUCCCCGGCGCUGGACCUGCAGGCUGAAAGCCCUCCUGUGGACCCAGACUCACAGGCAAAUACAGAGGACAGGACCACCGAGCUAGAUGUACUGUUGUUGGGCUCAGUGGAUGGACGGCAUCUCCUCCGGACCCUGGCCAGGGCGGCGCUUUGGCCUCGCAGAAGGUUCAACUUCUAUGUGCUGGAGAAUAAUUUGGAAGCUGUGGCCCGACACAUGCUGAUCUUCAGCCUAGCCCUGGAGGAACCUGAGAAGAUGGGGCUGCAAGAGAGGAGCGAGACCUUCCUGGAGGUAUGGGGCAACGCGCUGCUUCGUCCCCCGGUGGCUGCCUUUGUGCGAGCCCAGGCCGACCGCUUGGCUCACCUGGUCCCCGAGCCUGAUCGCCUGGUGGAGCAGCUGCCCUGGCUCAGCCUCAGCGCCCUCAAGUUUCGCGAGCGGGACGCCCUGGAGGCCGUGUUCCGCUUCUGGGCUGGCGGGGAGAAGGGGCAGGAGACCUUCCCCAUGAGCCGCCUCUGGGACUCGCGGCUGCGCCACUACCUGGGCUCCCGCUACGACGCCCGGCGCGGCGUCAGCGACUGGGACCUGCACAUGAAGCUGCACGACCGCGGGGCCCAAGUCAUCCACACCCGCGAGUUCCGACGCUGGAGGGACACAGGUGUCGCCUUUGAACUCAGAGACUCCAGCGCCUACCACGUGCCCAACAGGACCCUGGCGUCCGGUCGCCUCCUGAGUCACCACGGAGAGCGCGUGGCAGUGCGCGGGUACUGGGGGGACAUUGCCACGGGUCCCUUCGUGGCCUUUGGCAUCGAAACGGACGACGAGAGCCUCCUGCAGACCAGCAACGGACAGCCGGUCAAGACGGCGGGCGAGAUCACACAGCACAACGUGACAGAGCUGUUACGCGAGAUGGCCGUCUGGGGGCGCCCGAGAGCCGCCCAGGGCUACCCCGUGGGGGAGCAGCCCCUCCAGGACCGAACCGCGGAGCCACGCCCUUCAGCAGCCCCCGCCCCGGAAUCCUUCACUGUGCACUUCCUGUCCCUCGGUUCCGCCCAGACUCUCCACCACAAGAGCUGCUACAAGGGCCGGUUCCAGCUUCUGUAUGUGGCCUGUGGAAUGGUCCAGCUUCUUAGCCCUGAGCUCGGGGCCUGCCUGGCCCCUGGAGGGAAUCUGAUUGUGGAGUUAGCCCGGUACCUGGUGGACCUGAGGCAGGAGCAGCUGCAGGGGUUCGCCACCCGGGUCGGGGAGCUAGCUCAGGCGGCCGGAUUUGCCCCGCAGAUCGGCGCCAGGCCCUCGGAGACCUUCGCGCGCUUCUACAAGUCCGGGGACCUUGCUCCUGCCAGCAUUGACCCAGCCAUGGAAUCCGGAACUCCGCCCCCUGAAGUCCUGGCUCCCUCUCUUGAAGCAAUGAGCCCGCCCUGUGAGGACCAGAUCCAGCAACUAGAAGGACGGGCUCCAGGCUCUGAGCCCCUUGAGCUACCCUCACUGUCUCAGGGUUCACUCUUGGAGGCUCUGGCUCCAAUCCAGGAGGCUCUGGCCACGCCCAACAGUGAGUCAGACUCCCAAACCAGAGUCUGACCCCACCCCAAGAGACCGAGUCCCUCAUCUCUAACAUCUAAAAUCAGGUUCUUGGGGCCUGCCCUUGGCUCACUCAGGAGAGUGUGGUGCUAAUGAUACCAAGGCCACGGGUUCGGAUCCCAUAUAGGGAUGGC